Messenger RNA from Closterium sp. NIES-65, 1698 nucleotides. The record is from the annotation of a GenBank genome assembly. Lineage: Eukaryota; Viridiplantae; Streptophyta; Zygnematophyceae; Desmidiales; Closteriaceae.
AUGUCUAGUCAGCGUCUUGUCCUAGGCCUCCCACGUGUCUUGCCGUCGCUGCCGCCUUCGCUUGCGCCGCCGUGUCGUCCCUGCGUCGAGGGUAGGCUGCGCGCCACCCCUCACUCCUCCUCCCUUCGUCCGGCCACCGAGCCUUUUGAGACGCUUCACUUGGACGUCUGGGGCCCCGCCCCUCGUCUAGGCCCUGAGCGUGAGCGUUACUUUCUGGUGGUCGUUGACGACGUCUCCUGCUACACCACAGUGUUCCCUCUGGCGAAGAAGUCUGAGGUGACUUCUACGCUGAUCAGGUGGUUGCUCACCACCGAGGACACUCGUGGUCGUCGUGUCAGCUGUCUCCACUCCGACCGUGGGGAUGAGUUUCGCUCCGGCAUUCUCGCUGGAUUCUGUCGCGAGCAGGGCAUUUGUCAGUCCUGGACGCUUCCAGAGUCCCCACAGCAGAAUGGGGUUGCUGAGCGCCGCAUAGGCCUGGUCAUGGAGAUCGCCCGCACCUCCCUGACUCACGCCUGUGCCCCCCAUUUUCUGUGGCCCUACGCGGUCAGGUACGCCGCGCACCAGCUGAACCUCUGGCCACGUGUCUCUCGACCAGAGGUUUCACCGACCAGUCUUUGGACAGGGUCCCCUGGUGUUGCGUCGCGGUUUCGUGUCUGGGGGUGCUUGGCUCUUGUCCGCGACACCUCCGCGGACAAGCUCUCGCCUCGUGCCGUCCCCUGUGUCUUCCUUGGUUUCCCUGAGGACUCCUCUGACUUCACCUUUUACCACCCUCCCUCUCACCGGUUCUUUGACUCCCGUGACGUCCGUUUCGAGGAGUCCACUCCGUACUACGUCAGGUACCCCAGUCGAGGUCUCCCGGUUCCUCCUCCCCCCCUCUUCCUGACUGCCGCUCCCCCUCCUGCUCCCCCGGUACAGCCUCCCCCCCCUGGCCCAGCCCCGUCAGGUGUGUCCCAGGCUACCCCUCCUCCUUCGGUAGCCCCUCCGGUACAGCCUCCCUCCCCACAGUCCUCCUCGCAGCGUGCCGCUGGUGCUAGCUCUCGAGAGGUUGGUGCUGCGCCUGUUCCUGUACCGGUUUCUGGUUCUGGGGGUGCUGGUGUUGGAGCUGGUGUUGGAGCUGUAGGUGGAGCUGGUGUUGGAGCAGGAGGUGGAGCUGAAGGAGGCACUGGAGUUUCUGGUUCUGGGGGUGCUGGAGUUGGAGCUGGAGUUUCUGGUUCUGGAGUUGGAGCUGACCCGGUGGGUGCAGAGGACUCUUGUCGUCCGGGAGCUGGUGCUGGUCGCGCGGACACUGGGGGUGAGAGUGCACCUCCUUCGGGUUCUGGUGAGCCUGGGUCUGGAGCUGGUGUUAGUGCUGCCUCUGGGGGUGGUGCGCCUGGUUCUUCGGGGGUGGACUCUGGAGCUACCGCUGCUUCGGACACUACUCCGCCCCCCCACCCCUACCCGACUAGGCACCAGGCUCGUGUUCGCCGUGCCCGUGACGAGCAGCUGGCGUUGGAGAGAGAGGAGAGGGAGUUACAGCGGCUGGAGGAGCAGCAGCAGCAGCUGGAGCCGCAGGAGCAGCAGCAGCAGCAGCAGCAGCUGGACCCGCAGGAGCAGCAGUCCCAGCAGCAGCCGCGUCCGCAGCAGCAGCAGCAGUCGCAGCAGCAGCAGCAGCAGCCACUUCCUCCUCCUGUCUCGGUCAGUGCUUCCGUCUCCUCCUGA